Molecule: messenger RNA, 520 nt
Organism: Peromyscus leucopus (white-footed mouse)
Lineage: Eukaryota; Metazoa; Chordata; Mammalia; Rodentia; Cricetidae
Product: ataxin-7-like protein 3B
Exons: 1
Coding region: 146-445 (99 amino acids)
Biological process (GO): regulation of gene expression
Source: RefSeq, a predicted model, not a curated record
UCCGGAGCAGCCGUUGCUGUCGCUGGGUCGCUGCUGUCCCGGACCCAGAGGGACAUGGCCUAGAGAGGCCUGCAGUCCUAGCACAGGUUCGGGGAGCCCAACCAGUCUCUUCCCCUUGAGUAAAAACCAGUGCUUACCAAUUAAAAUGGAGGAGAUCUCGUUGGCCAACUUGGAUACUGACAAGCUGGAGGCCAUCGCCCAGGAGAUCUACAUAGACCUGAUAGAGGAUUCCUGCCUGGGAUUCUGCCUUGAGGUGCACCGGGCGGUCAAGUGUGGCUACUUCUAUCUGGAGUUCGCAGACACCGGUAGCGGUAGCGUGAAGGAUUUGGGCAGUCAGCCAGUGGAAGACAAAGGAGCAUGCGGCCUCCGGCUUUGCUCCCCUCCUGGAGAACCUGGGAACGGGCCCCAGCCGGAGCUGCAGCGGUCACCUCCAGAAUUCCAGUAGUCACAACAUGAGAGAGGGCGACAGUGACCAGGACGAUAAUGUAGACUGCUCCCGUGGCUUGGAGGUGUAAGUGAA